This is a messenger RNA of Cooperia oncophora, 1137 nucleotides long. The record is from the annotation of a GenBank genome assembly. Lineage: Eukaryota; Metazoa; Nematoda; Chromadorea; Rhabditida; Trichostrongylidae.
AUGACGUUGGACCAGAAGUGGAAGACACCUAAGGAACUAGCAGCUCAGACAAGCGCUGAGCCGCAAGAGAUUCGAGAAACAGAGUUGACGCCCCGUACGUCAUGCGACCGCUACAACCUCAGGAGUCGACCGCGGCUUCGCUAUGACUUACUCCACCAUGGAACACUCAUCACGAUACUCUGUACCUCGGAUUGCUCGGAUCGGGUCGGCCUCGGUACAUCCACCGCGUCGAUGCAAUGCACACCGGAGGGAAUGCUUAUCAAGACCUCAGGGAUGAAGUCGUACGAACUAUGUUCUGAAGGAUCCUGCAUCACCCGUGACAACCCACCGGAGUCAGAACUAAUAAGGCUUCCUCCAGAGAUCACCCUCCAUGAACAUAAAGUCCACUGGAAAGUGACCAACGGAACAAAAAUGAAGACUGUCGAAACGACCUGUCCAGCUAUGCCGUUCUGUCCGCAACGUAGACUGCUGGUUGUGCACGGCAAAUGUCUUCAAUCCUUCAAUUGCCUAACCGAUUACCUCCUCAUUGUCACUUGUGCACUCCAGGGUACGAGAGCAUGCCAAGAUGUCGACAUAUUCGAGCACAGAAUGACCACCUGCACGAAGUCUGCAUCACACCGGCAAAACUGCACGGUCGACGUCACAGAGAUCGUGAAGCUCAACACGUUCAACAAGGAAGCGUGCUUCCGCAUUACCAACAAAGAGAUCCGCUUGGAAUGGAAGACACUUCAACUCAUUUGCGACAAGCAAACUAUCACGUAUACACGAGCGGCAAAGCAACACGUGCUAAGUUCCAAACGAUGCUCCCAUAUCGGCAGCUGCGUGGACACUAAAUGCGCAGGGGUCAACACGACCACCCUUCUUCCGGAACUGAUGGAAGCCAACCUCUUCCCCGGGGUGACAUACUGCGUUGAGAGUUGCGGAGGACCAGGCUGCGGAUGCUUCUACCUCAGCAGCGGAUGCCUAUUCUACCGCGUCUUCAUGAAACCUGAGAGCACCGAAAUCUUCGAGAUAUUCAGCUGCUCACGCUGGAGAGAGGAAGUCGUUCUCCACAUAACAGUGACAACGGAUAAGAAGACCACCGUGAACGAAGCCAGGCAUCUCCGACCGACUAUAUCAGUACAACACCAACCAUGA